ACAUAGUUCUUUUUCACCUGAGCUUCCUCUCCUUCUAACCCUUUCUUUCCCUUAUCCGUCUUCUUUGUUGAAGAGUUCACCGACUGACACAGUGGACAGGUCGGUUUGAUACCAUCUAUCGUACGACUAGCGCUGCGUGAGAUCUGUCAAUUGCCCGCCACCGAUUUGUGACGAGUGGCUUAUAGACUUUGCCCACCAUGUUAUCGAACCCACAUCGGAAUCUACAGGAACGACAUCGACAACAUCGGCGGCAGAUCUCAACACCCUCCGCUCUUGAUGCCGCCAAAGUUCCCAGUCUUCCUGCCCAGGCAAUGCACCGAUACCAUGCUCAUCGUCGCGGCCAGAGUCUAGACCAGAGAUCUCUACACAUGCAGCGAUCGCAGACCGUGCAAGAUGGUAACCUCUUAAAUACUAACGCAACAGGUCCCCUGGUAAUGCAACAGCAACACUAUGCUCGUUCGGCGCAACCGACACCCAUGCCCGUGAUGCCUGAGUGCCACACGUUCAGUCAUGAAGAAUUGCAAACCCAACCAAGUAUGGGAUACAUGAGCCCAGCCUUCGCCAAGGCCGAGACCCCGGCGCUGGAAAGUCGGCCGAUGAACCUCCAUCUCAAUUUGAUCCAGCAACAGCAGUUGCAGCAAGCACAGCUCAUGGAGAACAGCGCUUGGGAUUUCUACCCACACGACAAUCUCCCAACGGGACUUCCGCACCAGGCCAACGCAGUUCCGGCAGAUAUGAGACGACUAUCUGUGCAGUCGGAUGUCAGUCCCGCGCAAAGACCGCAUACGCCGAAACCUACGCACUACCUUCCCAUUACCCCUGCGACAACACCAUUCAAGAAAACAGUGGAUCUUGCGCAGUAUGGUGGCGACAUGCAGCCAACCCCUACCAAGGAGCAGAGAUUGUCUGUUCCCGUUUCAGCCCAGCCGUCGUACAUGCAACGUGCUAAGUCUCUCCAAGGAGUGGCUGGGACGACCUUCUCCCAGCAAAAGAUUGAUAUGCCCUCUCCCCCAAAUACAGCAUCCUUCGAGGUGGAAAGUUUCGAUGUGUUUGACUGCCAGCAGGGUUCCAGUUUCGAAAUUUCAAAGUCUGAAAGUUUUUCAUCUAACCAUUCUUCAACGUCGUCGUCAGCAACAUCCCCUUUCAAUUCCUCGCCCAACCUUGCCUCCAUGCCGCACCUUGCAGACAGUGGUAAGGCGCAGAAGAUUCCUAUUUACCGUGCAACACCUAGCCGUAUGACCCCAAAGAAGACACCAAGUGCACCCCCUAGCUCGGCCAAACCCAAGCUUUCUCCAAGGGUAGCGUCUAUCGACAGCCUCAAUCUUGACGUCAGGGUCCAUGCCUCUAUCAAAGAAACUGGUGUCACCAUUGACGAGAUAGCAUCAUACAUCCAUGGUCCUGACCCAGAAGAUGGAAAAUGGGUAUGCCUACACCCCGGUUGCGAACGCCGGUUUGGAAGGAAAGAGAACAUCAAGUCCCAUGUCCAAACACACCUUGGAGAUCGUCAAUACAAAUGUGAUCACUGCGAUAAAUGCUUCGUCCGCGGACACGAUCUUAAGCGCCACGCCAAGAUACACACCGGUGACAAACCAUAUGAAUGCCUCUGCGGCAAUGUGUUCGCCCGACAUGAUGCCUUGACUCGGCACCGGCAACGAGGCAUGUGCAUUGGCGGCUACAAGGGUAUUGUGCGCAAGACCACCAAACGCGGUCGUCCGAGAAAGCAUCGGCCUGAAAUGGAUGAGAGGCAAGAUAAGUCCUCCAGGACGCGCCAGAGAAUCGCUGAAAAGUCAUCGUUUGAUUCUUCUGGAUCAGACACUUCGCGCAAUUCGCCGCCCUCGGAAGUCUUCGAAAACAUGAGUCUCCAGGGUUCUAGUCCGGUGGGAGAGAUGCCAAUGUUCGGCAAUGUUAAUUACUCAUUGCCCCCUGAGGUCCUGACUUUCACACCUCCCGCCUCUCCUGGGGGUAGCAUAAGAAACAGACCAUCGCCUGCCCACAGUCAGCGAUCGAUUACCCCCAGCACGGAGGAUGAAAUGCCACCCUUGUCUCCAUCCAAACGACCUCUGGAAAGGAUCAUUGAAGAGUCCGGUCUACCUCUAAUUUCGGACCCUGAAGCCUGCCCCUACACGCACACUACAAGCUCAACAACUCAUGCCCUAUCUUCCCCACACACCGCCCCCACUUUGAUCGACUCAUCAAAUGGCUCAGACCUAGACAUUUUCAUCAACCAAGAUCCAUCUACAAGCUUCAGCAAGCACGAGUUCCCUGGCUUGACUGACCCUGACAUGGCGGCAUUCCCUGAUUAUGUGAACGGUCCCUCUUUUGAUAACGGCAUGGAUUUGUUCCAAGGCAAAGGCUUCUCUAACGGUCCCUCAAUGGGUGACGAUUUCUUUUCUUUCCAAUUCCAAAUGGACGAACAACCCUCGGACGUUAUGACGAGGGAAUUCUUCUUGGAGUGAAGGACUCGCAAACGACAAUUUAUAGACAUGGAAAAACAUUGAUGGAGACUGACGACGCAACGACACUCGAAUAAUGGUGAAUG
Messenger RNA from Aspergillus caelatus, 2539 nucleotides. It is a transcript of the gene ace2, whose product is annotated as putative C2H2 transcription factor (Swi5). The coding region runs from base 198 to 2456 and encodes 752 amino acids. Gene Ontology annotation, cellular component: nucleus. Gene Ontology annotation, biological process: regulation of transcription by RNA polymerase II. The transcript has 3 exons. The record is from RefSeq and is a predicted model, not a curated record. Lineage: Eukaryota; Fungi; Ascomycota; Eurotiomycetes; Eurotiales; Aspergillaceae. Gene Ontology annotation, molecular function: DNA-binding transcription factor activity, RNA polymerase II-specific; RNA polymerase II cis-regulatory region sequence-specific DNA binding.